GAAAGCCGGCUCAAAAUGAAAGUUGCAACAGAUCUUCCCUUACAUGACAAAUUCCCCCCACGAUUUCGAGACGAAGGUUCACAAUGCGUUUCAGUUGCUGAAAAUGAAACUGCGGUUCUUUCAGCCGAAUUAUAUGAAAUAGGCAACGAUAUCGAAAUUAUAUGGUCUAAAGAUGGGGCUCCUAUAGCACCUGAACCACGCCGAAGGCUCAAAAUUACCGCAAAUAUAGUCCAGCUGACUUUAGACGACGUCCAAAAAAGUGAUGCUGGUAUGUACACUGUCACGGCCAAGUCGCCUUCUGGGACGACUUCCAGAGAAUUAGAAUUGAGGGUAAACAGUGGCAAAAAUACGGAUGAUAAUGAUGAACCUCCGGCUUUCCUUCGACGACUCAACGACCUCUCCGUUAAAGUUGGCACAAGAACUAGGUUUCUUGUCGAAAUAAGAAGCUGUUCCGAACUGACGAUCGAAUGGUUCCACAACGAAGAAAAAGUGGAGGAAGGAGAACGACUAAGAUUUGUCAACGAGAGUGGUUUUCACUGCAUCGAUGUCGCUCCAGUCACAGCUGACGAUGCCGGAAGAUGGACCUGUACGGCUCGAAACGCGUCUGGACAAGCAACGAGCACCUGCCAUCUCAACGUACUCGUACCGAAAACUUACAAACCUCCUGAGUUCCUGGAAGAACUGCGCGCUCUUCUAACCGAACAAGGAACCGUUUCGUUGGAGUGUAAGGUGGUAGGAAUACCGACUCCUCUACUUCGCUGGUUCAAGGAUGGAAAAGAGAUCAAAGCUGGAGACGUUUUUGCCCUCACGGCAAACCCUGACGACCCAACUUCUCUUGGAACAUACGUCUGUGAGGCGGUCAACUGUAUGGGCAAAGCUGUAUCCAGUUCCAAAGUACACGUGGUUGGAAAGGGAAGUCGAGAAGGGUCCCUUAAACCAGCUGAUAGUUCUAUACCAUCUGGUCCUUCACCGAUAUUUACUCGAAACUUGCAAAACGAAUCAAUCAAAAUUGGUGAUCCUCUGUUAUUAUCCUGUCAAGUGUCUGUACCUCCCUGGCCCAAAUCCGUGGCUUGGUAUAACUCCGAAGGCCGAAUCAACGAUGAAACUCCAGGUAGUAGGUACCGACAAAUGGCAGAUGGACUUGGAGGGUACAUGCUUGAAGUCAAACCCACAGAAGCGGCAGAUCAAGGCGAGUGGAAAUGUGUAGCAACUAGCCAAGAUGGUGCCAUUUCAAUUUCUACCUGUGACGUUAAAAUGACUAUACCGAAACAUUUUCGAAAACCUCGAUUUAUGGAUACUCUUAAGGCAGUAUUAACCGAAGAAGGCUUAGUUUCUUUCGAAUGUAAAGUAGUAGGUUCCCCUACCCCUGUAUUACAAUGGUUCAAAGAUGGACAAGAAUUAAAACCGGGAGAUGUCUACCAACUGACAGGAACAAACUCGUUAGGUUCUUAUUGUUGCAUUGCCAGAAACUGCAUGGGCGAAGCGCGAAGUUCAGCUGAAUUAACAGUGGAAGAUAUUGAAAGUCAACUUAAUGACGAGGAGCGAAACCAAUUAAUUUUAAGGAGCCAAGCACCGAAAUUCAUUCAUGGCUUGAAAAGUGCCGAAGCGAGAAUUAACGAACCGUUCAGAUUUACCGUCCAAAUCAGUGUAACAACUCCUCUACCAACUCUGUCCUGGUAUCGAGACGACCAACCCCUUGAUAACGAACCCGAGCGUUACGUUGCCUUGAAGGAAAACCUAGGAGUUGGCCAUUUGGACAUUAUAAGAGUAGAAUUUAUAGAUCAAGCAGAGUGGAAGUGUGUGGCUACAAACGAAUUUGGCCACUCUGUCACCUCCUGUUUUCUCAAACUCAUUAUUCCAAAACAUUUCAAAAAACCUAAAUUUUUGGAAUGUUUACGAGCGGUUUUAUCCGAAGAGGGGGCCGUUAAUUUAGAGUGCAAAGUAAUCGGAGUCCCUCCACCAAUGCUCAAAUGGUAUAAAGAUGGAGUUGAGUUGAAACCAGGUGACAUUCAUAGAAUCACUUCCGGAGAAGAUGGUACUUGUUGCCUUGGUACUUAUACAUGUGAGGCAAGAAACUGCAUGGGUACCGUGGCCAGUUCGGCAUCUCUUCUUGGUUUCGAAGACCAGAAAACUAGAGCACAACAAAGAAUGGAACUAGCAAGACAGCCUUCAUUGUCGACAAUUCAUGAAGAAAGAACUUCGCAGAUUUACGACACAGCAGGUGACCAGUCUCUUACUAUAGAUGACAGAGGAGAAGUUUCCUUCUCGUUUGAUGGAAAAGAAGUUUCUGUGUCGUUAUACGAAACUCCAGAUUUGACGGAAGAAGAAGCAAUACAAAUUGUCGAGAUGUAUGCUGACCAGUUGUCGGAACACGUUUCCGAACAUAAUAUUGUGGAACUUCCUCCGUUGAGGUUUGUCAAAGAAACUUCAACUUCCGGUAAUCUUUUAAUGGAAGCGGUAGUUGUUGACGUUUCUGAAAAUUUCUUUACUCCUGAGGAACAAGAUUUGCGAACUGAAGCCGACGUUGAAGAAAUAUAUUCAAUAACGGACGAAACUGGUCAACUGGUGUCGAGUCUUACAUCUGAGAAACUCAAAAUUGAUGUUUCAACAUCAAGUGGUGACGCUCCCAAGAGGCCUCCAAGAAAAUCGGAUUCACAGAAGAGCAACUCUUAUUAUAGUUUAACCAAAAAUCUGUCAUUAGAAUCAGGAGCCGGUGAGGAAAGCCUGGCGGUAGUUGCUGACUUAGACACGGAGUCUUACGGUGAGUACGAGAGUGCUAUUAGUUCAGAGAAAUUACCGGGACAAGAUCGGGCCUUCCAAGUGGCUGCAAUUACCGAAACUACCAGUCUUCCUGGAGAUGAUAUCGAAUCAAGAAGACCGUUAACUCCACGUACCACUCAUGAAAUCGGUUCAGAUUUGAGAGUCAAUAGAAGUGAAAGUCAAGAGUUAAACAGGAGUGCAAGAAGACGGUCAUCUCAAAGCUCGGACGAAAUGUCGAAAGACGGAUUAAUGAAAAGACCACCAAAGAAGACCAAGAGUUUGGAUAUUCCUGAUGAUUAUCAAAGAGAUAUUCAAGGUGAAGAAGGUGAUGGUUUAGUUAUCGAUCCUGAAGUAAAUGCGGCUAAACAACUCGAACUUAAAAGAGAAGAACUGCAAAUAAUCGACGACCUGAAAUUAUGUAUAUCGGAAAUACAGCAAGGUUUGCUUGCAGUCGAGGAAGAAUUGUUUGUGCAAACCACUCUUAAGUCAACAUCAGCUACCGCAAAACAAAGUUUAGACACUUUAAGCAGCAUUUUGCAACCAUUCAGAGACAUUCAAACAGUUUUGCAAACAAUAGUGCAAGAAGAACACAAAUCGGAAAUAUCAGCUGUUGAGCUAAUCGCUCCACCGAUUUUUGAACUACAAAAAAGCUUGUCGGUUGUAGAAAAAUGUAUCGAAAUGCAAGGCAAAGAACACACCCUAAUCCAAAAAACGUGUGCCAAUAUCCUCGAUACAACUGGGCUACAAUUACAAAAGAGUUUGCAACUGAUUGAAUCUUUAACUCUUCUGGAGAAAGAAUUGGACACUACUAAAAUUUCAGGACGAAUGACUCCCUCAAAAAUUAUACAAGAAGUUUGUAUUACGAUCAGAGAAAUUCAAACAGGGCUACAAAGUGCGGACGAAAUUUUACAAACCAAACACAGCGAAAGUUCACAGAAAUCUUUUGAGAACGAUUCGAGUACAAAAACACUAAAGAAAGACUUUAUGUCAUGUAUUGAGAGUCUGGCUAAUGACCUCCAAAACGGAGUGAAAAAUAUUCCAUAUUAUGAAGAAUUAGAUCCACGUUUCCGAGAAUCGUCCAAGAAUAUAUUGGACAAUCUUUCUGAACCAAUAAGGAAUUUGAUGAAAGAGUUGUCCAACAUUAGUAAAUUGUCAAUUAGACAUUCCUUGGAAAGAUCUUUAGAACAAGAAUUGAGACUAGCACUAAUUGACAAAUUAUCACAUCCUCUAGCAGAAUUAGUAAACGUAAUAGACGAUUUGAAAAAAACGAAUUCAGGCGAUUUCCGAUUUAGUGAGAUUAUGGAAAAAAAGACGAUUAUUGACGAUUCUGUUGAAAAAAUCGUUCAGUCUGUGAAAACAAUAAAAGGAAAAAUUCAACCUGGGACUAUAAUUGAACAAGAUAGUCCUGAAGUAACUUCACAAGACAUUGUUAAAGACGUGUUUGAUCAAGUGAGCCAAAUUGUACUCAGUAACAUCACUCAAUCAAUCGAAGAUCUUCUUUUCAACAUAGAAUCUGCCCAAAAAGUGGUUACUGAUACUGUCAUUUUAGAAGCAUUGAGGCAAAUUUCGACACUACAAAAGGAUUUAGCCACCACUAUAAUCAAAGUUUCUCAAAUAAAAAUGGAACCGACGCUUAAUGCUAUCGAAAGUUUGGCUCAACCACUUGACGUUUUAAAUAAUCAACUGACGGAAAUAACGCCAACCACAGGAAGGGAGGUUUUAGACGACUUUAUUGCUUCAUUGAAUAUCCUGGAAGACAGUAUAAUAGUAGAUGAAGAAAGGCUUGAAACUAUUGAUUUGUGUAUCCCAUUUUCGAUACUCCGAGGACGAACAAGUGAAGUUCGCGAAAACAUUUGUAGCUUAACUGAACACGGGACAGUCCCGGAAUCAUUAUCCGAAGAUUCCAAAGAAGGAAGUGUUGUUGUUAUUCUUGAAGAAUCUUCGGAAACAGUAGUGCCAACAGCAUUAUUGGAAGACACAAGACAAGCAAUUUCGUGUUUAGAAAACGAGACUAGAAAUAUUUCUAGAGACUUGGCUGUACCUCUCAUGAGUUGUCUGAGAACUCUUUUAGAAGUCACAGGUGAAUCAGCUUUAGAAAAGAAAAAAGAAGAGUUAACUCUAGAUGAACGAAUAGCUUUACAAAAUUUUGUGGCACCUCUUGAACAAAUAGAAGACGCUCUUAUAGAAGCACAAGAUGUACUAAACGAAACGCCAGGAGUUUCCCAAGAAAGUGACAAAAUUCGACUAAUACUAGAACACAUUCAAUAUAAUGUUGCAGUGAUGCAUCAACAGAUCCUCGAUGAAGUUAUGUUCUUAGAACAGCUGCAACAAACACAAAAAUGUAGUCUGGAUGACCUGAAGAGGUCCAUAGCUAAUGUUCUCACAUUACCGAUAAUGCAAGAAGCACCACAAUCCGAAUUUAUAGCUUCUGCAGCUAUUGGGAAGGCAAUAAUCGAAAAUGUUUACGAAUUGGAAAAAUGUCUUGCUACACUUUAUCAAGGGACAAUUGUCGAAGGAGUUGAAAAAAUCGAGCCGGAAUUGUACCAAAAAGCCUCGGAAGUUGUGGAAUGUGUGGAAAAAUUGACAAAUCAACCACAUUUCAUCGAAAGGAACGAAUCUGCAAUCACUGCACAAGACGUAAACGAAUUGAAAAAAAUUUCAGAUUCGUUACGAAAGCUUGACGAUAGUGUUUCAAAUAUUCAACAGUUUGAAGAACAGAAAAAGAAAGUUUUUGCUACCCUUAGAUUGCCUCUUUUGAGUCUCAAUGAUUUAGUCUUGGACAUAAAACACGAAACGUUUCAGAGAUACGUACCACAAAUUGAGGAAACGAUAGGUGAUGCUCUAGAAGUGUUAACAAUUGAGCAAAAUCGUGGAGACAUUACUCCUGAUCUUUUAGAACCUUUGAGUUCUUUAGAAACAGUUUUGAAUGAAGUUAAAGCAAAUGUUCGUGUUAUUGAUCAAAAACCCUUGUCUUUAAAAAGUUUGCACAUGUCUUUAAGCCAUUUAUCUGAUAAAGUUAAAGAAUUGAAUGCGCAUACUGGUCUAAAGUAUAUCUUGAAAUCGUUAAGAUUUAUGUUAGCAGCUUUUGAGGAAGCUUUGAAGAAUGUAACACCUUCAGCAAGUGAAAAUAUUAUUGUCACUCUUCAAACUUUGCAAGAAUCUUUAAGUGUUGUGGAAACUAAACAUCCACAAAUUGGAGAAAUACGUGAAGAGUUAUCACUUUUAUUAAAUUGUGAGGAAUUAUUUAAACUUGACUAUUCAGAAUCGCGGCAGUUAGAAAAUGUAAUUAAAAUAAUGCAAACUGUUUGUGAUGGAGAUAACUUAAAAACCAGCGUAGAAAAAUUAAAUAUGGAAGUGAAAUCAUUAAGUAUGUCUCAUCGAUCAAUCAAAAUCGUUGAGCACCUACAAAAAGUAGCAUUUCUUCUUAGCAAAAUCGUAAUCGCUGAAGCCGCCAGCCAAGAGAAACCUGAAAUUUCUGUGAUAAAUCAAUUUAGUGAUGCUGUGACAGGUUUAAUGACUACAGACAUCAAAAAACUUACGACUGAUCGAAAAUUAUUAUUUGAUGAACUUCGAUAUACACUACCGGUCUUAAGAGACAACGCACAAAAUGUUCCUUUAGAUGAAUUUGAACAAGAAAUAGUUAAACAAGCAACAAAUGUGGUAUCGUUAGUUUCGGAUUACAUAAACAAUCAAGAAAAUGUAACAACUGAAAAACUCUUACAAUGUGUUGGUCAGACAAAUGACACAGUGAAGACACUAAAAAAUAAUAAGGAUUUAAUAAAAAAUAUCUGUGUUUUGUAUUUUAAAACAGUGAAUACUUUGCAAAAUAUUAAAAAAGAAGAAGAUCAGAGGAAAGAGGUACAAUUGCAAUAUAUUCAGAUGGUUGCUGAUUCGGUUCAAGGUUUUGCAAAGCACAUUGCAACAAUUAAGUAUUCUAAUGUUGAUAAAGAAAAAAUUCUGUCUUUACAAAAGUCGCUCUAUCCUUUACAAAUGGCAGUCAACGAUUUGAGUCAACUAAAAUUAGCGGCUAGUGAUUUAAAAUUUCUUGAAAAUAUUGCAAAAAUAAUGACUGAUCUUGAUACAUUUGUGUCAUCAAAGUUGGCAGUCACUGAAGAAAUUUUAACCAAAGGUCUUCCGAAAAAAGAAGAUAUUAUUAUUUUGUUAAAUAUUCUUAACAAGGCGGUGAAAUCAGUUGAAGAAAAUUCUCCGAUUAGAAAAAUCACACAUUUGUUAAACUCAUUAACUGAAAAUAUGCCUGACUUUGCUCAACAAUUACAACAAGCAUUUACCAAAGAAGUUAAGACUGAAAUAAUUAAUAAACAACUAAUUACACCCUUGAAGCAAAUUGAAGAAAAGUUAUGCCAGCAAUCACAAAUUGAUCUAAAACAGAAUUUAGAGAAAAUUCAAGAAAGUUUGAUCUGUUUUAAUGACAUUCUUCAAGAAGAAUUAACUGAAGAUGAAAUUAAAUUUGCUGAAAACAUUAAACUUUAUAUUGAUGAGUUGAAAAGAAUUAGUGAAACUGAAGAUUUAUCAGUUUUAAAAGAACGUGAAAAUAAUUUAAUCCAAACAGAAUCUGCUCUCGAAGUGCCUCAUUUACAAAUUUUAUCACAAACUCUGUUGGCUACAGGGAAACGAAUACAAGAAGAAAUUGAAACACAUAAAGCAAAACAAGUGGAAGAAUCACUUAACCCAAUGCAAGAACUUGUUUCACCAAUUAAAGAAAUGCAAAGUAAACUUGAAACUUUACAAAAUAUGGAUUUGCCUGAAACUGAAAAAAUUCAAGGCCUUUUGUGUGAAGUUCAGAAGUUGGAACCAAUGGUUCUGGAAACAACUUCUCUUUCGCCUUCUGAUAUUUCACUAGUCGGAGCUGAAAAAGAAUUAUUAUUAGAACUAAGUAAUUAUAUUUCGUCUCAAUUAAGUGAACAAAAAUAUGAACAAGUUGCUUUUAACAAUUUGUCAAAGAAAGUAGAGGCACUGAAAACAACACCAAGUGAUAAUGAAAAAUGCUUGAAAAUCUGCAAAAUAAUGGAAGCUACAGUUCAAAGUAUCGGCGAAAUUGUGAAAAUGAAAAAAUUCGAAGAAGCUGCCAAAGUAAUUAAGUCUAUGGUAGAAAAAUUGGAAAUUCUUCGAGAAAGCAUUAUGAAAAUUGAAGGGCAAAGUGCGACAGCUGAAAAGAAAGCGGCUGUAACUGAAUUACAGAAAUCUGUUCAAGCUGUUGAAGGAAUGAUUGGAAGCAAUUUGCCUCUUAUUCUUCAAGCAGAAGAAAAAAUGGUCGUCGAUGCAGCAAAUAAUACUUUGAAAGAACUCAACAAUUACAUGGAGCCUCAAGGGGAACAAAAAGCUACGGUUGAAACUGUCAAAGCCGUGAUUGAUGAUUUGCGUUUAGCGGUUGUAAUUCUCCCUAAAGAAUCUAAAAUUAAAGAAACGAUGGAACAUCUGGAAGAUACUGCCAAGAAUGUUAUUAAUUUAAUGGAAAAUGUCCCCGUACCGGUUGAAACUAAAGUUAAAACAAUAAAAUUAGUUAAAGACAUGGAAGAGAGGAUCAAAAAUAUUAACAAAAGUCAGUUGUCUAAAGAAAAACAGGAAAUGUUGAAUAAAAUGACACUCACUACUGUUAAAUUAGUUGAGCUCUUACAAAUUGUUAAAGUUGAAAAUGAAGUAGAAGAGCAUGCUGUUUCCCUACUUCAUGAUUUAUUGCAAGAACUAGAUGAUAGUUUCAACUCUAACGAAAUCAGUGAUGAAAUCAAUCCAAAGUUGAAAAUCUUCAAGGCCUGUUUGGAAGAAGCUCAAAAAGAUUCGCCACUAGUAGAAUUCCCCGAAAUUCUUGAACUUUUUAUAAGUCACUUGGAGAAAUUCGUAGUUAAAAGCAUCGAAGAACCGUUGCCUUGCAUACCUCUUACAACACUACAAGACACUUUGCAGUCAUUACAAGAAUCAAUUUCUACAGCAGAAGCAAAACCCGAAGAUAAAGCUACUAAAAUAUUAAUCACGGAAAUGCAGAGACCUCUUACGACUUUGCUAUUUGUCUCUGGUAGUAUUUUAGAAGAAAGAAAAGCAAAGUUAUCACAAGACGAUUUAAAUCACAUCACUACAACUUCGGAGACGAUUGAAGAUUUGAGCAAAAUCAUUGAAGCAGGAGACGAUGAGAUGGACAAAGCGAAAAUGUUAGAACACCAAGCUGACAAACUGAAAGUUCUACUGGCUAGUAUUAAUUUGGAAUCGCAAAUCAAAGAUUUGAUAGAACCGCUACAAGACGUGCAAAACUGUGUUAAGAAAGCCAUGGAGAAAGCAAUAAUUAAGCAACAAGAAGAAGCAGUGCAAAAAGAGCAAAUUGUGAAAAAACUUGCCAAAUCGUUUAAAAAUUUCAAAGAGUGCAUUAUUCAUUUUGUUGAAAAUAAACCGACAAGCCCUAUUUUCACUGUUUUACAAGAACUAGACAAGCCGUUACAAGCUGUUAUUCAAGCUGUGAGUGAGGUGGAAAGUACAAAAAUGACAACUCAAGACUUAGCAAAGCUGAAGGAACUGAAUGCUUCUUUAGAACGCGCAGCUGAUGUUCAAGACGACAUAAGUGAGCCUUUGCUAAUAUUAAAAGAAACGCUAUCUACUAUUGUGACUUCUCAAGAACAAACUGUUGAUUUGAAUACUUCAAAAGCCGAACAAACAUUCCUUCAAUGUAUUUCUGAACCGUUGGAAGAACUUGACACGGCUAUUGGAGUUACUCAGUUAGUUUUAGAAGAACCCAAAUCUAGCGAAACUGAAACACUACUGCACAAAAUAAAUACAUCAACUAUUGGUUUGUUGAAAUUUGCAACUGUGCUAAAAAAUAUUCCUCACGGUAAUUUGAAACUCUUGGAAAAGCUUGUAAACCCAUUUUAUGCUCUUCAACGGCAAUUAUCGAAAUGCGUGGAAGCACGAAUUUUAGAAGAAGAGUUCUCAAUUUUGAACACCAUUGAAUCAUCUUUUCAAAAUAUUUUGGAAAUUGUUCAAAAAACUGAUGAUUAUGAGAAUUUUGAUAUCAAAGAAUUGUCUCAACCUCUGGAUGGCAUACAGAAUACAAUAAUUAGUGUCUGCAAUAAAGCAGUUUUGAUCGAAGUGCCUGAAGGUCAAGAAUCCGUAUUGCAAAAAUUAUUAGAACCAUUAGAAAAUGUUGUUAAGGCUGUUAUCAGUAUCCAAACCGAAUUAUCAAACAAAAAUUCUUUGCGGAACAUGUCACAACGCAUUAAAGAGAAGUGUAAGGAAAUAAAUCAGAAAUUGGAUAAUGCAGAAUUAAAAGACAUCGCAAACCUUGUGCAUUUAAUUCUAGAUGAUUUAAAAAAUAUAGAAUAUGAAGAGGCUUCAAUAAUUUUGGAAAAAUCAAAACCUUAUUUGGAGAAAAUUGUUGCUAAAGAAGUGACUGUAAGUGGGCCUAUUAGCGAUUCAUUAGUACGAUUUAGUACUGUCUAUGCCGAAAUAGUAAAAAUGAAUAAGGCGGAAUUAACUUCUACAAACAUCUGUAAAUUGUUUAAUUGUUUAGAAAAUUUGACAAAUGUUUUUACAACUGAAAUUAAGGUCAAUGUGGCACAGAUGUUAAAAGAACCAUUGAAACAGAUUGAACAUAAAGUCGCUUUAUUGGCUUCUCAAGUAGAAUCCUGUCCAGAACCAAAAACAGCAAUAGUGUCGUUGGCUGAAAUCACUUUACCAUUACAAGAACUAGAAGAAAGUGUUCAAAAAUCGGAAGAAAUGAUAUCCGAGUCAACAGAAGAGUUAUCUCUAAGACAAGAGACUUUACAAAAAGUUAAAGAACCCUUAGAAAAACUAUCCAUUUUGAUGACUUCUGUGCAAGAAAAUCUACAAACUCCCCAAAUAACCGAACUUGAAAAACAGCAAUUAAAGGAAGCUCUUGUUUGUUUUAAGGAGAAUUUGGAAUUGAUAAAAUCGGCACCGGUGACUCACGCAACUAUCAUUAAUCAGCCUCUGGAAGCCUUGACAGCUAAAAUUGAAGAAGUUUGGGAAGCUACAGAAAAAGAACAGAUGGUUGAAGAAGAAGAAGAAGAAAAAUCAGCAACAAGCGAACCAAUUAUUAAUGAAUUUAAAUCCGAAAAUCUUACUGUAAUUCAAAACUUUGGAAAAUCUUUAACUGAUUCGAGAAAUGUCUUAAGAGAAUUUAUCAAUAAAGUAGGAAAUGUAAAAGACCAUGAAGAUUUGAUUGCUUACGAAGAACUUGAUGACGGUUUCUUGUUUCUUUUUGAAAGUUUACACAAUUUGGCUAAUUUAAUCAAUAAAGAUAAAGUACAAGACUUAAAUCUGCAAAACUUAGAUAUUUUAAAUACGACAAUGAAAGAGUUUAUGACUUUUACUAAACAACUUAAGUUAGUAGAAGACUCUUUAAAUAAACCUGAAAUCCACAAAAUGAAAAAUAAACUAAGUCAUUCUUUUGCACAAUUGAGAAAUAAAAUUGAAGUUCUUAUAAAAUUAUCUUCGGAAGUUAAAUCAUUGCAACUAGUUGUAGAGCCACUGAAAUUAAUUAUUUUGAAAAUCGAUUAUAUUGAUAGUAAAAUAGAAAAAAUCGAACUUUCGAAUCUUCCUACAACUAAUAUUAAUAAAACACCAGUAGAAAAUUUGUGUAAUGAAUUAAAAACUCUAGAAACCACAUUCUUGUCUUCAAAUAUAACACCAAAACUAGCUACAGUAAGCAUCAUCGAAACGCAAGGAUAUUUAACAAAUUUUGUGAAAGCUUUAAUACAAACUGAAAAAGACUUCAACAUUUCAGGAAAAGACAUUCCAGUAGAAGUUACAGAAAAAGUAAAACGAAUUAAAGAACCGUUGAACAAAUUUUCGGCAGUUGUUGUUGAACUCAAAAAUUUAAUUGGAAAGCCGCAGCUGAAAGAACAUAGUAAAAAAUUGCAGCAAGCAGUAAUAACACUAAAGGAACAAACUGAUCAGUUGCUAGAAUCGAUUCCACAAAAUGAGACUCUGUCCCAACGGACGAGAGAGUUAUCAGCGAAAUUAGAAGAAAUUCAACAAAGACUUAUAACUGAGGAACAGUUAACUGUAAAACAAAACACACAAAUUAUUAAAGAUCUUGCAGAACCUAUCAUUACUUUAUCACAAGCGACAUGGGCACUAAGUGCGCUAAUAGAAAAACAAAAAAUAUUACCCCAACAAGGGGUAUUAAAUGUUGUGGAUAUGAAAGACAGUGUAGUUUCGGUAGUAAGUGCGUUACAAGAAACUGAAAAACAUUCCAUUGAAUUAUGUAAAGAAAUACCAGAAAAUGUCAAAACUACGAUAAGUCAUGUUAAGGAACCUUUAGAAAAGUUGGCGGCGGUCAUUAUGAACAUAAAAGUAGCUGCAGAAAACGAAAAAAUACAAGAAGUGGAUAAAUCCGAAGUUUGCGACACUUUGAAGGCCACAGAAUUGAAACUAAACCAAGUGGUGGUAAAAGUUACUGAGUCUAAAAUGCUACAAGAAGUUGAAACACCGAUUAAAACACUUACCUUAAAGUUAAAAGAACUUGAAAAUCGAAUAAGAAAUGAAAAACCUGUUGAAAAAGCUGUUUUGUCUCCUAUAACAGAAUUAGUUAAUGAAAUAAAAACAUUAAAGGCAGAGUGCAAAUCUGUAGAAGGUGUUUCUCAGAAGGGUAUCAUCGACAUUACUGAAAUAGAACAAGAAGUAGAAGCUUUAGAAAAUGUUAUAGUAAGUUGUGAAGAUAACAAUUUGACCGAAUUAGAAAAUUUGAAAGAACCGUUAGAAAAUCUGCGCUUGGUGGUUGAAGAAGUUAAAAACAGUCUUAAUAAACCUGAAAUUCAAGAACCUCUCAAAGCUAAAGUAGCGAAGAGCUUGGAAAGUGUAAAAUAUGAGCUAAACCAAGCUGCAGAAGCUAAGGUAUCAGAAGUAACUUCGCUUGCUGUUAAAAAACUUUCGGCGAAAUUAUCGGAAAUUAAAGACGUUAUUGAAGCAGAAAAGACAAGUUGUGAAAAAGUACGUGAAGCGACAAAAAUAAUUCUCCAGCCUGUCGGUCAGCUCAAGGAUCAAAUACAGAGUUUGCGAAUUAGUGUUACUGAUCUAAAAUCCACUCCUCAACAAGCCAUUUUGAACAUUAUUGAAAUCGAAAAUGAUUUGGUUAACUUACAAGAUGCUUUCACUGAUUCUCAACAAAUGUCUCUUGAGGAAGCUGAAAAAAUAAAACCAGAAGAAUUAGAACAGAUUGAAAGUUUGAAACAGCCUUUAGAAAAAUUCGCUGCUGUUGUGGUUGAAAUAAAAAAUAUUGUCAACAAACCUGAAGUUCUCGAACAACAAAAAUCAAAAAUGAAAAAAGCAAUACAGGCCUUAAAGUGUGAUUUAGAAAAAAUCACGCAAAUAAUACCGGAAGUAAAAAGUUUAGAAACUUCACUUUUAGCAGCAAAGCAGCUUUCAGCUAAAUUGACACAAGUAGAAAAAUUAAUCGAGACUGAGGAAAAACCAAAAGUGGUGUCCGAAGAAAUUAAAGUAAUUUGUGGAUCUCUUAUUGACCUAAAGCAAGAAAUUCAAGCCUUGUAUUUAGAUAUUAAUGACGUCAAAUUAACUUCACGACCAGGAGUAUUAACUAUUGUAGAAAUUGAACAAAACCUUUUAAACAUCGAAAAUGCUUUAGCUUCCGUAAAAAAUAUGCCCAAACCACUGACAGAACAAUUGAUUUGCUUGAAACAACCUCUUGAACUACUUUCCUCAGUAGUUGUCGAAAUAAGAGGAACUCUUAAGAAACCUGAGAAUAUAAAACAGAAAAGCCCAAAAAUUUAUAAAGCAAUACAAGCAUUAAAAUGUGAAUUGGAUAACGUUUCAGCUGUAGUUUCUAAAAGUACAUCUUUUGAAACUAUGUCGGUUGCUGUGAAGGAACUCUCAAGUAAAUUAUCAGAAAUAGAAAAGUCAAUAGAAGAAAUGGAAAAAGAAGAGUUGAAAUUAAAGCAAGCUGUUGUUGAACCAAUUACAACUUUGUCUGAAGAAUUAAAAACUUUAAAAUCUGAAAUAAAAGAAUUGGAGACGAUGCCUCAGCAAGGCAUUUUGCAAGUUGCAGAGUUAGAACAAAGUCUUGUUAAUUUGCAAGAAGCUUUGAUUAGUCCUGAACAAGAACAACAAGUGGCGAUAGAAGCAAUUCAAAACGUACAAGCCUUAAAAGAACCUUUAGAAAAAUUAACGGCAACUGUUAUAGAAAUGAGAAGCGCUGUUAACAAGCCAGAAAUCCAAGAACAACAAAAACCUAAAGUAAAACAAGCAUUAAAAGCGUUAAAAUGUGAGCUAGAGAAAGUAUCACAAGCAAUUCCGGAAGCAAAGCGUUUAGAAACUUCUUGUGUGGCAAUUCAACAAUUAUCGGCAAAAUUAUCAGAAAUAGAAAAGCAAUUAUCGGAGAAGCCAAAAACCGAAUCUAUAGUUUUGUAUCCUAUAUUUAAUUUAAGAUCAGAAAUUCAAGCUUUGCAAGCAGAUGCCAAGGAUUUAAAACUUACGCCUCAAAGGGGAGUGUUUGGAAUUUUAGAAAUUGAACAAAAUUUAUUAGAUUUGCAAAAUGCUUUAACAGAAACUGAAAAACUCACAGUUGAAGAAAGGCAACUUGUAGAAAAUCAAUUAAAUUCUUUAAAACAGCCUUUGGAAAAACUUUCAGCUGUUGUUGUUGAAAUUAGAAGUGCUAUUAACAAACCGGAAAUAACAGAACAACGACCAAAAGUUUGCAAAGCAAUUACCGUUUUGAAAUGUGAAUUAGAUCGGGUUGUUCAGAUAAUUCCAGAAAUUGAAGCUUUAAAAACUUCUAUUCUUGCUGUUAAACAAUUAUCAGCUAAAUUAUCUACAGUCGAAGAGAUGUUACAAAAAGAAGAACACUCACCACAAUAUUCUGAAUCAAUGUUAGCCGUUCUACAACCUGUCACCGUUUUAGCAGAAGAAGUUAAAGCGUUACGACUAGAAAGUCAAACAGCAGCUACAUCUCAACAAGGAGUCUUAACUGUUACAAAAAUUGAGCAAACGCUGAUAAAUUUACAAGAUGCUUUGAAAUCACCUAUUGAAGAGAGUGGGGAAUUGACCAUUCAAGCUUUACAACAAAUGGAAUCGUUAAAAGAACCACUUGAAAAAUUAACAGCAGUUGUAAUAGAAAUGAAAAGUGCUAUAAAUAAACCAGAAAUACAAGAACAACAAAAACCAAAAAUUGAACAAGCUGUCAUGGCGUUAAAGUGCGUAUUAGAUAAAGUGUCUCAAACGAUGCCGAAAGAAAAAAGUUUGGAAACUUCGACAGUUGCUAUAAAAGCGCUUUCUGCUAAAUUAGAAGAAGUAGAAAGUUCAAUAACACCUAAGGAAGAAGAAGAAAAUCGAGAAGAAUUUUUAAAAAUAAUUAACGCUAUUCUUAAUCCCAUUGAAUUGCUUUUAGAAAAAGUAAACGUGUUAAGAAGUAAUGUUCAAGAUAAGUCGCUGGUAGCAGAAAGUGUUUUAAAUAUUAUUCAGAUUGAAGAAACGUUGGUGCAUCUUCAAAAAGCUGUAACUUCGAGCGUAACUUCAUUUAAAGAAAUUUCAAACAAUGUACUUAAAACAUUUAAUGAAAUGCAAGCAAUAAACCAACCCUUUGAAAAUCUUGCUCUAGUUGUUGAAAAUAUAAUAAAAUAUAUUAACAAACCUGAAGGACUUGAAGUUCAAAGAGUGAGCAUCUGUUCGGUCAUUUCUGCUCUACGAUACGAAUUAGAAGUCCUGUUAGGAAACAUUCCAAAAAUAAAACCUUUUGAAGCUAUAUUCAUCGCAGUCCAAGAAAUGUUAUCUAAGUUGACCGAACUUGAGAAAAAGAUGUUACAAAAACAAGUUACUUCAUCCCAAGAAGCUACUCUUAAAAGUAUUAGCAACGUUGUUGAAGAAAUUAAAACUCAGCGGACGGAAACUAAAGAAGUGGCAACUCCACAACAAGGCAUUUUAAGUACUGUUGAGUUAGAACAAAGUCUGAUUGAUCUAAAAGAAGCUUGCAUUAUUGUUGAAGAAAUUCCAUCUGGUGAUGUUCAAAGUCUUAUUCCCGAAGCGACAAAAAAAAUCGAAGCAUUGAAACAACCUUUAGAAAAAUUAUCCGCUGUCAUUGUUGAAAUCAAGAAUGUAGCAAGUAAGCCACAAGUUCAGGAACACAAACCAAAAAUUGAGAAAGCAAUACAAGCUGUAAAAUGCGAAUUGGAAAACAUAACUCAAUCGAUAUCAGAGGCAAAAAGUGUUGAAAUUUCACCAAUAGCUUUAAAACAACUCUCUGCCAAAAUAACAGAAGUUGAAGAUUUAAUGACAGUUGAAAAACCUAAGGAGAAUUUAGAUUUUCAAGCAAUAAAUGUUCUAGUUGAUGAAAUCACAGCUUUGCAAGCUGAUAUUGAAGAUUCAACUGUUCAAUUUGAAACAGGAGUUUUAACUAUUGUUGAGUUGGAUGAAAAUUUGCGUAACUUCAGGGCAGCUGUAGCCACCUGCAAAGAAAUUAUAAAUGAUGAAGUUUUAGUAGCCUUGGAACAAAUCGCUACUUUUGUUGACUCUCUGGAAAAGUUUUCGUUUGUCAUUGUGGAAGUAAGAAGUGCAGUGAAUAAACCUGAAGUACAAGAAAAACUCAAACCAAAAGUAAAAAAUGCUUUGCAAACUCUCAAGUCUGAACUGGACAUAAUUAAUCAAAAAUUACCCAAAACUGAACAUGUCAAAAUAUUAGUUUUGGCUAUAAAUGAACUUUCUUCGAAAUUGUCUUUUGUUGAUUCCAAAAUUAAAUUCACCGAACAAAAAACAAAAUCAGAGUCAGAAGUAUUGAAAAUUAUGUUACAACCAAUUAUGGACCUUUCGGAAGAAAUUACAACAUUACAAGCCGAUAUUAAAAAUGUUGAUGUAGUUCCUCAACAAGGAGUACUUAGUGUGAUAGAAUUAAAACAAGAAAUUCUUAAUUUGCAAGAAGCUAUCCUCACUUCUGAAGAGUUUUCGUCAGAGGAAGCUACAACUGUAUCUUCAGAAGCAUUGGACCAAAUUAAGUCUUUGCAAGAACCUUUACAAAAACUUUCUUCAAUCAUAGUAGAGGUCAGAAAUGUUGUUAAUAUGCCUGAAGUUCGCGAAGCAAAGAAACCGAAAGUCAAAAAAGCACUUGCAGCGCUGAAAUGCGAGUUAGAUAAAGUGUCGCAAAUCAUACCUGAAGCAAAAAUUUUGGAAGUUUCUUCUGGAGCAAUUCAAAAACUAUCAUCUAAAUUAUCAACCGUUGAAACAUCAAUAGAAAUAAAUCAAGAGUCUUUUGAACAGAAAGAAGUCGUUAUUCAACCAAUGUUACAAUUAUCUACAGAAUUAAAAACAUUAAACGCACAAAUUAAACAAGUUGAUGUUCCUCAACAAGGUGUUCUAUCUGUUGUGGAAAUUGAACCGGAAUUAUUGACUUUACAAGAAGCUUUAGGGGCUAUUGAACCAGUUGCUGAAUUCAAUGUAGAUCAGCUGAAGACUUUGGCAGAACCGAUGGAAAAACUCUCUUCGUUAGUUGUAGAAGUACAACAUGCAUUGAAUAAACCAGAAAUUCAAGAACAACAGAAACCUCGAGUAAGUGCAGCAUUACGUGGCAUAAAAUAUGAGUUAGAAAAAGUUUCUCAAAAUAUUCCGAAACUAAAAGAAGCAAAAACUACCCUAUUAGCUAUCGAAAAACUUUCUGCUAAGAUAACAGAAGUUGAGGAUCAGAUGAACGUAGAUGAAAAGUGUAAAAAAACGGAAUCAGAAGUAAUAAAAAUUAUACUUCAACCUAUUAUGGAUUUAACGGAAGAAAUAGGAGCAUUACAACAAGAUAUAGACGACGUCAAAAUAAUACCAAAACAAGGGGUCCUUAGUGUAAUUAAACUAAAAGACGAUCUAAGUUUCUUUCAAGAAUCGUUAAUUACUUCAAAAGAAUUUUCUUCUGAAAGUGUUUCAAACAUACCUUCUCAGAUGCUGCAAAAAAUUGAAUCUUUAAAAGAACCAAUAAAAGCACUUUCUGAAGUGGUAGUAGAAGUUCGUUGUGCUCUUAAAAGGCCAGAAAUUCGAACCGAAAAUAAACCCAAGAUGAAAAAAGCUUUGCUAACUGUAAAAUAUAAAGUUGAAGAAAUUUUGGAAUUGAAAAUACAAACACUGGAAGUAAUAGCAAAUCCUCUAAAACAACUUACAAACAAGAUAAAUGAAAUUGUGGAGUUGAUAGAUGCGGAAGAGAUACCGACUGAAAAAAGUUUAAAACUGAAAACUAGUCUAGUAGCAUUAUUGGAAGAAGUAAAAAUUUUAAAAGCCGAGAGCCAAAAUUUAAAUCUGCAACCGCAACAAGGCGUUGUAAGUUUGGUAGAAAUAGAAGCUAAUUUAACUAACCUUCAAGAAACUUUAAUCCAUUGUGAAGAAAGUGCUAUCGAAGAAGCUGAAAUUGUACAGAUUGAAUCACUAAAGCAACCACUUGAAAAGUUAUCCGCAGUCAUAGUUAAAGUAAAAGAAACUUUAAAUAAACCAGAAAUUAAAGAAAAAGAGCACAAAGUGUCUGAAGCUAUUUUAACUUUGAAAAGUAAAGUGGACAUAGUUGCGCAGAAAAUUUCCAAAGCCAAACCUCUACAAACAUCAGUUGUUGCUUUAGAACAGCUUUCGGCGAAAUUAUCUGAAAUUGAUACAAAAUUAACCGAACCAAAACAACAAACAAAAACUGAGUCAGAAGUAGUGAAGAUGAUGUUGCAACCUCUAAUGGACUUAUCUGAAGAAAUAAAAGCCUUAAAAGCAGAUACCGAAGAUUUGAAAAUAGUGCCUCAGCAAGGACUUCUCAGUUUGGUUGAAUUAGAGCAAGAAAUACAGAAAUUACAGGAAUCUUUGAUAAGUUCUGAACAAUUUUCUUCCGAAAAUGUUGCCAACAUAACACCUAUUGCUUUAAAUCAAAUUGAAGGUCUUAAGGAACCAUUGGAAACAUUUGCUGCUGUUGUUGUAGAUGUAAGGUGUGCUAUUAAGAAACCAGAAGUGCGAGAAGAGAAGAAGCCAAAAGUUAAAAAAGCACUAUUGGCGUUACAAUCGGAGUUGACAAAAGUCACUCAAAUAAUUCCAGAAGUAAAAAUGUUGAAUUCCUCAACUGUUCCAUUAACGAAACUCACACUCAAGCUUGGUGAAAUAGAAAAAAUUAUAGACAUGGUUGAGCAAGCACCUCAGAAAACAUCACAGCUUCAAAAAGAGUUAAUUGAACCAAUGUCUGGACUGGUUGAAAAAUUAAAAACUUUACAAACUAAAAUUAAAGAUGUUAAAAUUGCUCCACAACAAGGUGUCGUGGGAGUAAUAAAGCUGGAAAAAACCUUGACAGACUUACAAAACACGUUAAAUGUUUCUGCAGAAGAAGUUGAAAGUGUAAUUCCUGAAACAGUCAAAACUAUCAAAAUUUUGAAGGAACCAAUAGAAAAACUUUCAGCUCUGGUUGUAGAAAUAAAGGAAACGGUCAAUCAACCAGAAAUCCAUCUUCAACAAAAACCAAAAGUUAGUAAAGCCUUGUUGGCCUUAAAAUGUGAGCUAGAUAAAGUUAUUCAAACUUUACCUGAAUCAAAGUCUUUAGAAACAUCAAUCGUAUCUAUGACAAAGCUUUCAGCCGAGUUAUCAGAAAUUGAUAAUUUCAUUAAUUUACCAGAAAUUCCAACAAAAACUGAAUCGGAAGUAAUGAAAUACAUACUUCAACCAGUUAUGGAUUUAUCAGAAGAAAUAAAAGCGUUGCAAACCGAUGCAAAAGAUCUAAAUUUACAAUGUCAGCAAGGUGUUCUUAGUGUUACAGAAGUUCAGAGAGAAAUUUCUGAUUUACAAGAGGCCAUAAUUAGUUCAGAUCAACUUUCUUCUGAACAAAUCGCCGCAAUAACACCUGAAGUGUUGCAGCAAAUUGAAGCAAUAAAACAACCGAUAGAAGAAUUUUCUGCUGUCAUAAUAGAAGUCAGAAGUUCUCUUAAACAGCCAGAAGUUCGAGAAAACUGCAAGCCAAAAAUCAAAAAAGCACUGACAAGUUUGAAAUGUGAAUUGGAAAAAGUGACGCAAAUAAUUCCACAAGCAAAAAUGUUGGAAACGUCAUCAGUUGCAAUUAGCCAACUUUGUGCAAAGUUAACAAAUGUGGAACAACUAUUAGAUCAAGAAAAACCAAUAGAGGAACCUUCACAGCUGCAGGAAGCAGUCAUUCAGCCCGUCUGUGCUUUUACUGAAGAGUUAAAAAUAUUAAAAACAGAAAUUGAUAAUGUAAAACUAGUCCCACAGCAAGGUAUCAUAAGCAUUGUAGAAGUCGAAAAAGAUUUUUUUGCGUUACAAAAAGAACUUGUAAAUUUUGAACAAAGUGGAGAUAUUUCUGGUGAAACAGCUGGUGAUGAAAUUAAAAUUUUAAAAGAGCCUCUGGAAAAACUCACAGCAGUAGUAGUGGAAAUGAAAAAUAAAUUGCACAAACCCGAAAUACGCCAAGAACAAAAACCUAAAUUAUGCAGAGCCCUGAAUGCUCUUAAAUGCGAAUUAGAAAAAAUACCACAGAAAUUACCCGAAACAAUAUCUUUGGAAUCUACUAUUGUAGCCAUGAAGAAGCUUUCUGCGACAAUCUCUGAAGUCACAGAAAUGAUAAAUCUACCGGAAAAACCAAAGAAAACAGAAUCGGAAGUUAUCAAGACAAUGUUGCAACCACUCAUGGACCUUUCUGAAGAAAUGACAGCCUUGCGAGCGGACAGUACAGAUUUAAAUUUGAUACCACAACAAGGAGUUCUUACUGUUCUUGAUUUAGAACCUGAAUUAGUUUCGUUGCAAGAAGCUUUGAUAACGUCGGAGUCAUUUUCGUCUGAAGAAGCGGCAAAUAUAACCACACAAAAUUUAAUUCAAAUCGAAGCCUUGAAAGAACCUCUAAAAGAAGUUUCCGCUCUUGUGAUAGAAGUAAGAAGUCAACUUAAAAAACCAGAGAUAAUAGAACAGUGUAAGCCAAAAGUAAAGAAAGCCCUUGAAGCUUUACAUUGUGAAUUAGAACAUGUAAUGCAAAUAAUUCCUGAAGUAAACAUUUUGAAAACAACUUCUGCUGAAAUUGAAAAACUUUCAGGAAAAAUAAUUGAAGUCCAACAUUUAAUUGAACAAAGUGACAAACGGAAAAAUAAAUCAAAAAUAUCCGAAGUCCUUCUUGAACCUAUGUCAACUUUAAUUGAAGAAGUAAAAGUGUUACGAGAAAAAACUCAAAGUUUAGAAAAAACUCCUCAACAAGGGAUACUCAGUGUAGUAGAGAUAGAACAAGAAGUAGCUUCUCUACAGGAAGCUUUGCUUGCUUCUGAAAAAUGUGAAGAUAUCACUAACUUACCUUCUGCAAUCAUAGAAAAAAUUGAAGCAUUGAAGGAACCCAUAAAACAACUUUCUGCUGUUGUGGUAGAACUAAAGUUUACUACAACUAAAGCACUAAUUGAAGAAAGAGAAAAAGAAAAAACGCAUAAUGCCUUAAUGGCAUUAAAGUCUCAACUAGAUGAAAUUAAACCAGUGCCAAUUGAAACGAAAACUUUGGAAAUUCUAACUCUUUCUUUCAAUAAAUUAUCGGCAAAAAUAUCAGAAAUAGAUAGCAAAAUUGGAAAAGAAGACAAGCAAACAAAAACAAACAAACUACAGCUUAUUCUUCAACCUGUCUCAAACUUAGUAGAAAAUGUAAAAGCUUUAAAAUGCGAGACUAAAAGAAUAGAGGAAUCUGCCCAGCAGGGACUGUUGAGUGUAGUUGAAAUUGAAAAAGACCUUUUGUCUCUACAAGAAGCAAUUAUGGAUUCUAGUCACUUAAAAGUAGAAGAAAUUGAAAAUAUGCCUUGCAACGCUUUGGAACAAAUUGCCGCUUUAAAACAACCACUUGAAAAACUAUCAUCUGUAAUAAUUGAAACAAAAUCUGCAGUUAAAAAACCUGAAAUACAAAAACAAGAAAAACCAAAAUUAUCUAAGGCUUUGUCUGCCCUUAAGUGUCAGUUAGAAGAAAUAUCGCACAGUAUACCUGAAGUUAAAUCUUUACAAAUGUUAAGAACAUCUGCUAAAAAAUUAUCAGCGACUUUAUCCGAAGUUGAAAACAAAAUUUGUGAAAAACCUAAGAGAGAAGAUUUACAUCUAACAGAAAUGGUUCUUCUUCCGGUGAAAAACUUAUUAAAAGAAGUAAAAGCACUUCAAACUGAAUGUAUAAAAAUUGAAAAAUUACCCCAGAGAGGUGUUUUAAGCGUGGUUGAUCUUGAAAAAGAACUUCUAGUUUUGCAAGAAUCUCUAUUAAAUUCUGAACAAACGUCGAUUGAAGAAAGCCAGACUUUACCUUCUGCCACGGUGGAGCAAGUAAAAUCUUUAGGAGAACCUUUGCAGCAAUUAACAGCUAUUGUUAUUGACCUAAAAAAUGUUACACACAAAGCGACAUUACAAGCACAAAAACCAAAAGUGCAAAAAGCUGUAUUGGCCCUAAAAUGUAAGUUGGAAGAAAUUCAGUGUAUUAUUCCAGAAGUGAAAUCAUUACAGAAAUCGACUAAUGCUGUUCAAAGUCUCAAAGCAAAAUUAUCAGAAAUUGCAAGCAGACUGGAAGAUAAGCAAAAAUUGGGUGAAAUUAUCCUUGAACCAGUUACUAACCUAUCAAACGAUCUUAAAGCUUUACAUGCUAAAGCGGUAGAUGUUAAGUCAACCGCCCAACAAAGUAUAUUGAGUGUCACAAAAAUUGAAAAAGAACUAUUUUCUUUACAAAGUAGUUUAACUGAAUCCGAUACUCUGAUUUCUGAGACAACUGAGAAUAUAUCACCUGAAACAUUGACACAAAUAGGCACCCUGAAAGAACCAUUAGAGAAACUUUCAGCUACUGUUGUGGAAAUAAGAAGUAUUGUUGAGAAACCAAAGGUAAUCGUGAAACAAAUACCAAAGUUACUGAAAACUUUUCAAGCUUUAAAAUGUAAACUAGAUGAAGUGUACCAAAAAGUUCCUGAAACUAAAGCUUUACAAAAGACUCUAAUUGCAAUCAAACAAUUAUCAGCAAAACUUUCAGUGGUUGAAAAAGAAAUGGCAAUUUCACCAAAAAAUUUAACAAUUUCUGAACUUGUUUUAGAACACGUUAUUACUCUAGCCAAUAGUGUUCAGUCUCUUAAGGCAGAAUGCAAAGACAUUUCAUCUUCUAAACAAGAGGGUGUUUUGGGUAUUACCCAAACAGAUCAAGAUCUACAAGAAUUGAAAGAAAGUAUUAUAGAAACAGAAAAAUUAUCUUUUGAGGAAACAGAAGAUAUAAAACCUGAAGUUUUAGAAAAAAUACACUUGUUGGCAGACCCUUUGCAGAAACUGUCUGCCAUUGUUGUGACUGUAAAAGAUUCAGCAAACAAGACAGAAGUGCAAGAAGUACUUAAACCUGAAAUAAAAACGGCAGUCAAAGCUCUAGUCGGUCAAUUAGAAGAAAUUAAUCACGUAAUUCAUGAAGCUAAACCACUACAGGCAACAUCUGUAGCUUUCAAAAAACUACAGUCUUCAUUAUCCCAUAUUAUCGAAGAAGUUAAAGAAGAGAAACAACCUAAAAAGUCAAUUGAUUUGAAAAUUUUGACUCAAUGUAACGCACAGUUUGAGGACGAAAUAUCUUUACUGGAAAAACAAACAGAUUUGGACACAAAUGUUAAUACGCUGUUAAAAGACCUCAUUUCACUUAGGAAAGUUCUAAAACAGUUUAAUUCUGUCUUAGUGGAAUGCCAGAAUAUGCAAGAUAUUGAAGUAAAUGAAAAAAUUUCCGGAAAAAUUGAUUCACUAAAAGAGCUGUAUGACAACGUUAUUGUAGAAAUUGUAAAAAUUAAUUCGUCUCCAGAAAAAACUGCAUUGAAUGAUAUAAAAUUAGUCGGAAAUCAAUUACAAAUAUUUGGUGCAGAAUUAGAAAAAGUUGCGACUGUUUGCGACUCAAGCCCACUUGAAAACUUGCUUUGCUCUGGAUUUAAAAAUUAUUCUGAAAGCAUUACUAAUGCUGCAAGGGCACUGUUGAUACAGACAAGACUCGAUCUUUCAAUUCUCAAAGGAACCAAAGAAUCAUUAAAUAAAAUGAAAGGACAGUUUACGGCAAAUACCAAAAUUAGAGAAUUUGAGGAAAACAAUCAAAACACUGAAGCUCUUCAACUGCAGGAUCUAAAUGGUCCUCUCCAAAAGAUGUUUGAUACGAUUUCAGAAAUAGAAAAUCUUAAAGGCCUACUAGAUAUGAAAGAUUUAAAUAAAAAGGACGAACACGAUCUGAGGGAACUAAGAGAUCACUUACACAAUUUAUCUUUAAUCAUAUCGGAAAUACCUUAUUUAGAAAUAUUUAGCAACAAUUUGAAUAAUGUUAAAAAAAUUGCAACCGUAAUCUUAAAUGAAAAAAAUCAUAACAAAUCUGUCGGAAUGCUUAAGGAAUCUUUAGAACUGCUGUCUAAUCAAAUAACUAAAAUACAAAGCCGUAUAGAUAAUGUUACUUUUGAAUACGUGAUUGAUGAAGAUGAAAAUCAAAAAAACAAAGAAGAAGCUGAAAACAAAGUUAAGGAGCAAGUUGGAAAAGAAGAUAAAAAGGGGGCUGAUGCAGAAGUUAAAGACAAAACAGAAACAAAGGGUAAACAGAAAACAGAAAAGGAAGCUAAAGAAGAAACUGAAAUCAAAGCCAAAGAAGACGCUGAAAAGAAAAUUAAAAAGGAAGCUGAGAAAAAAGCUAAAGAAGAAACUGAAAAGAAAUCGAAAGAGGAAGCUGAAAAGAAGGCGAAAAAAGAGACCGAGAAGAAGGGUAAAGAAGAACCCGAAAACAAAGCUAAAGAAGAGAAUGAAAAGAAACUUAAAGAAGAAGCUGAUAAAAAAGCUAUAGAGGAAGCUGAGAAAAAAGCUAAAGAAGAAGCUGAAAAGAAAGCGAAAGAGGAAGCUGAGAAGAAGGCUAAAGAAGAAACCGAGAAAAAGUCUAAAGAAGAAACUGAUACUAGAGUAAAAGAAAAAGCUAAGAAAAAAGCCGAAAAGAAAGCAAAAGAAGAAACUGAGGAGAAAACUAAAGAAGACGUCGAGAAAAAAGCUUAUGAAGAAACUGAAAAGAAGGUUACAGAAGAAGCUGACAAGAAGGCCAAAAAGGAAGCUGACAAGAAAACUAAAGAAGAAGCUGAAAAAAUAUCCAAAGAAGAAGCUGAAAAGAAAGUUAAAGAAGAAGCUGAUAAGAAAGCUAAAGAGGAAACUGAGAAGAAAGCGCAAGAGGAAGCUGAGAAAAAAUCUAAAGAAGAGGCUGAAAAGAAAGCGAAAGAAAAAGCUGAGAAAAAAGAGAAAGAAGAAACUGAAAAUAAAGCGAAAGAGGAAGCUGAGAAGAAGGUUAAAAAGGAAGUUGAAAAGAAAGCCAAAGAAGAAGUUGAAAAGAAAGCGAAUGAGGAAGCUGAAAAGAAAGUUAAAGAGGAAGCUGAGAAAAAGAUUAAAGAAGAAGCUAAAAGGAAAGCUAAAGAAGAAGCUGAAAAGGAAGCUAAGGAAGAAUCUGAAAAAAAGGCUAAAGAGGAAGUUGAAAAGAAAGCGAAGGAGGAAGCUGAGAAGAAAGCCAAAGAAGAAGCUGAAAAGAAAGCGCAAGAGGAAGCUGAUAAGAAAGCGAAGGAGAAAGCUGAAAAGAAAGUUAAAGAGGAAGCUGAGAAAAAGGUUAAAGAAGAAGCUGAAAGGAAAGCUAAAGAAGAAGCUGAAAAGGAAGCUAAGGAAGAAUCUGAAAAGAAGGCUAAAGAGGAAGUUGACAAGAAAGCGAAGGAGGAAGCUGAGAAGAAAGCGCAAGAGGAAGCUGAGAAAAAAGCUAGAGAAGAAGCUGAAGAGAAAGCUAAAGAGGAAGCUGAAAAGAAAGCGAAGGAGGAAGCUGAAAAGAAAGCGAAGGAGGAAGCUGAGAAGAAGGCCAAAGAAGAAGCUAAGAAAAAAGCUAAAGAAGAUGCUAAAAAGAAAGCCAAAGAAGAAGCUGAGAACAAAGUCAAAGAAGAAGCUGAAAAGAAAGCGCAAGAGGAAGCUGAAAAAAAAGCUAAAGAAGAAGCUGAAGAGAAAGCUAAAGAGGAAGCUGAAAAGAAAGCAAAGGAGGAAGCUGAAAUGAAAGCAAAGGAAGAAGCUGAGAAGAAGGCUAAAGAAAAAGCUAAAAAGAAAGCUAAAGAAGAAGCUGAGAAGAAGGCUAAAGAGGAAGCUGAAAAGAAAAUGAAAGAGGAAGCUGAAAAGAAAGCGAGGGAGGAAGCUGAGAAGCAGGCUAAAGAAAAAGCUGAGAAAAAAGCUAAGCAAGAUGCUGAAAAGAAAGCCAAAGAAGAAGCUGAGAAAGAAGCCAAAGAAGAAGCUGAAAAGAAAGUGAAAGAGGAAGCUGACAAAAAAGCUAAAGAAAAAGCUGAAAAUAAAGCUAAAGAAGAAGCUGAGAAGAAGGCUAAAGAGGAAGCUGAUAAGAAAAUGAAAGAGGAAGCUGAAAAGAAAGCGAGGGAGGAAGCUGAGAAGCAGGCUAAAGAAAAAGCUGAGAAAAAAGUUAAAGAAGAUGUUGAAAUGAAAGCCAAAGAAGAAGCUGAAAAGAAAGCUAAAGAAGAAGCUAAUAAGAAGGCUAAAGAGGAAGCUGAAAACAAAAUGAAAGAGGAAGCUGAAAAGAAAGCGAAGGAGGAAGCUGAGAAGAAGGCUGAAGAAAAAGCCGAGAAUAAAGCUAAAGAAGAUGCUAAAAAGAAAGCCAAAGAAGAAGCUGAUAACAAAGCCAAAGAAGAAGCUGAAAAGAAAGCGCAAGAGGAAGCUGAGAAAAAAGCUAAAAAAGAAACUGAAGAGAAAGCUAAAGAAGAAGCUGAAACGAAGGCUAAAGAGGAAUGUGAAAAGAAAAUGAAAGAGGAAGCUGAAAAGAAAGCGAAGGAGGAAGCUGAGAAGAAGGCUAAAGAAAAAGCCGAGAAAAAAGCUAAAGAAGAUGCUGAAAAGAAAGCCAAAAAAGAAGCUGAGAAAAAAGCCAAAGAAGAAGCUGAAAAGAAAGUGAAAGAAGAAGAUGAGAAGAAGGUUAAAGAGGAAGCUGAAAAGAAAGUAAAAGAGGAAGCUGAAAAGAAAGCGAAGGAGGAAGCUGAGAAGAAGGCUAUAGAAAAAGCCGAGAAAAAAGCUAAAGAAGAUGCUGAAAAGAAAACCAAAGAAGAAGUUGAGAAAAAAGCCAAAGAAGAAGCUGAAAAGAAAGCGAAAGAAGAAGCUGAGAAGAAAGCGAAAGAAGAAGCUGAGAAGAAAGCUAAAGAAAAAGCUGAAAAGAAAGCUAAAGAAGACUCUGAAAAAAUAGCCAAAGAAGAAGCUGAAAAGAAAGUGAAAGAAGAAGCUGAUAAGAAAGCUAAAGAGGAAGCUGAGAAAAAAACCAAAGAAGAAGCUGAAAAGAAAGCGCAAGAGGAAGCUGAGAAAAAAGCUAAAGAAGAAGCUGAAAAGAAAGCUGAAAAAGAAGCUGAAAAGAAAGCGAAAGAGGAAGCUGAAAAGAAAGAGAAGGAGGAAGCCGAAAAAAAAGCGAAAGAGGAAGCUGAGAAGAAGGCCAAAGAAAAAACCGAGAGAAAAGCUAAAAAAGAUGCCGAAAAAAAAGCCAAAGUAGUGGUUGAGAAAAAAGUCAAAGAAGAAAGUGAAAAGAAAGCGAAAGAGGAAGCUGAGAAUAAAGCUAAAGAAGCUGAAAAGAAAGCUGAAGCAGAAGCUGAAAAGAAGGCUAAAGAUGAAGCUGAAAAUAAAGCGAAGGAGGAAACUGAGAAACAAGCUAAAGAUGAAGCUGAAAAGAAAGCCAAAGAAAAAACUGAAAAUAAGGUUAAAGAAGAAGUUAAGAAAGAAACUAAAGAACAAAUUGAAAAGAAAUUGAAACAGAAAACAGAGCAGGCUACAGAAGAAGCCGACAAAAAGAAAGGCAAACAUGAAGCUGAAAAUAAGGCUAAAGGGGAAGCCGAAAAACAAUCAAAAGAAGAGGCAAACACCAAAUUUAGAGAAACUAAAAAAGUAGCUAAAGAGGAAGGUGAAAAGAAGGUAGAAAUUCAAAAAGAAAAAAUUCACACAGAAUUUAAUAACCACAAUAACGCUCAGAGUAAUGGUGAAUGUAGUACUUACAAAUCCCAAUCCUCAAUUCAGUAUAAAAACGAAGUCUGUAACGGUGAAGACAAAUUAGGAUUCGAAAUAAAAAGAAAUAAACAGUUUGAAGGAAGAACAUUUUAUGACGACAAUCUGGAAAUGUUUAAACCUCAGAGUUAUCAUGGACCUAGAUUUGCCGACAGGAAACCAAUUUUCAGCACAAGCUUAACAGAUCGUUCGGCUACUGUCGAUUCCAGAGUAAAACUUACUUGCAGCAUUAUCAAUGCUGAAAAUGUAACCACAAUGUGGUUGAAAAACGGAAAAACCCUAACUCAGACCGACAAAUACGAUAUUUCAUUUUCCAAUGGGUUGGCAUCUUUGGAAAUAUUGAACACCACUAUAGAAGAUUCAGGCGAAUACAGCUGUAUAGCCAAAAAUGAACACGGCGUAAGUACAACAUUCGCCAAUUUGAAAAUUUUAGAAGCAAUUGACACCACGGUAUCCCCGCCCACGUUCACAAGACCACUGAAAGAUUCAUACAAGAUUUCUGAAGACGAAUUAAUCCUUGAAUGUCGAAUCAGGUAUUCGCACUCUCACAAUAUAAAGUGGUACAAAGAUAGCUUCGAGCUUCAAAGUGGAGGAAGAUACAGACAGAGUUAUUCCGCAGAUGGAAUUUGUAAAUUAUCGAUAAAAAAUCCUGAGAAAAGUGAUACUGGGAGGUACACUUGUAGGGCAGAAAAUGAGUUAUGGAGCGACCAAGUCUCUCACGAAAUUAAUUUUACAUCAAAGGAAGAUUAUGUUGCGGAAAAAUACAAAACGAAAAGUAUUCUCAAGGGACCCCGUGAUCAACACAAACCCUAUUUUGCGGGAGUUCUGACGGACCAUUUGGUACCAUCAGGAGGAAUAAUGGCUCUGCAGGUGGAAAUUAAAGGCCCUGCUGAAAUCACAUGGUUUAAAGAGAGCCAUAAGUUACCCAAAGCGUCUUCACGACAUCGAACCUUUGAAGAACGUGGAGUUCACACUCUUCUCAUCCCCAACGUGACCGAAUUCGAAGCCGGGAAGUACACCUGCAGAGCUUCUAAUAUCUUUGGACGAAGUGAAACUAGUUCUUACGUGCAAAUUAUCCACCCAUCUUCAAUUCGCGAUGGAAAACCAGCAAUGUUUCUCUCAAGACCUGACACUGUAAUGACUGUAACCCCCGAAUCGGACAUUGUAGUCUCUUUUAGAGUUACUGGAGAUCCAAAACCAUCAAUUGUUUGGAUGAAAGGGUUGCACGACAUAACAACGACCCAUAGGACUUACAGGGAAACAUCCGACGAUUACAAUAGACUAACCCUGAAAAGGGCUACCGAGGACGACGUCGGUACUUAUUGCAUUUUGGCUAGGAAUCGUUUUGGCACUGACAGAGCCUUUUUCACUGUUCGUUUGCGACACAGGGCGCGAUCUGUGACCCCAACCAAGGAAACAACUCAAUCAAUCCUCACCGAUAUUCCAAGCUUCCAGGAGAGAAAAUACUUCACUGACGUUCCAGGCCCUAUCACUGGUGAACCCGUGGUUGUUGACACCGGCCGCAACUGGAUCUCGCUUUCCUGGGGCAAACCGGAACACCGAGGAGCAGCCCCCGUAAUAGCGUACAAAAUUGAAGCUUGGCUUCGGGGCGGUGAAGAGGCAAGAUGGACCGACCUCGGAGUUUCUCCACUCAAUAGCUUCGAUGCGUUCAAUUUAAAACCCGACGGUGAAUACCAAUUCCGAAUAACACCCAGAAACAGGUAUGGAUGGGGAGAGAGCGUCCAAAGUGGCUCAAUCGUAAUUGGAAGAACAGUAAACUUACCCGAAUUUAUAAGAAUUUUACCCGGCCAAUUGAAAGUUUUAUUGGGUUCAGACGUUUCACUGGAAUGCGAAGUCAGGGAAGAUCCGUCGCUGGUAAUACGGUGGUUCCGGGAUGCCAGCGAGGUAUUCCCCGAGGAUGAUGAGAGAUACCAAAUCGGAUACAAGAACGGAAUUUGUACAUUGUCGAUAAGUCGGAUUAAUGAAAAUGAUGAAGGGAGAUUUAUGUGUGAAGCUACAAAUAAAGCUGGCAGGGUUUCAACAUUUGCGAGAGUUUUUACUGUUAGUGAUCCAAAAAUUUUAUCGGCUGAUAAAAAUUUGAAAUUGAGAAUAAAUGAUUAUGAUAAGGUCACUUCUUUGCCUCCACAAUUUACCAUGAGGUUGAGAGAUCGAAGAGUGCAAGUUUCAUAUCCAGUGCGUCUCACUUGCCAAAUCGCUGGCUGUCCAGAACCAAGAAUAAAAUGGUACAAAGAUGACGUAGAAAUAAAACAAGACGCGCGUUUCCAAUUCUCGUCCGAAGACCAUUUCCACACACUCGAAAUUGCCAAAACAGUCUUGGAAGAUUCAGGAAUUUACUGUGCAGUGGCUCGCAAUAACCACGGAUCGGUUUCAUGCAGAUGCAAUUUAGUGGUAGACAAAGGUAUUCGCGCUUAUAUUUCUCCACAGUUCCAAAACCAGCUGGAACCAUCAACUAGUGAAAUAAAAGAAGGGAAAGAAUUGCGUUUAACCGGUAAAGUUCAAGCCUACCCGGCAGUAGGAGUCAACUGGUACAAAAACGGGGUUCGUUUGAGACCUUCGAGGAAGUCUAUAAUGACUCUAUCAUACGAUGGAAGAGUGGCACUCACUGUUACCUCGAUAAAUAAGAGAGAUGCAGGUGUUUACACUUGCGUUGCCGCCAAUGAAGUUGGACAAGCCGAAAGUAGCGCUACUGUUGAAGUUGUGGAAGUUACAGCAGAUGUAGAUGCUGAUGCUGCUGUGGCAAAAAUACCUCCUCUAGGAAAAGACGUUCCGUACUCAAAGGAGCCCAAAUUUUUGAAGAAACCUAGAUCCUCGGAGGCUUAUGAAGGCGAUAACAUCGUGAUUUUAUGCGAAGUCAUUGGUGAUCCCAAACCCGAAGUCGUAUGGCUCAGGGACUUCUUGAAGCCUGAUUAUUAUAAAGAUGCAUCUCAUUUUCUUCGUAUUGGUGACGGUCCUGAAUAUCGACUCGAAAUACCUAAUGCUAAGUUAGAUUUCACCGGAACUUACACAGUUUAUGCCAAGAAUUGUUACGGGGAUGCUAAAGCCAUCAUUUCCUUACAAAUCAAAGUCAAAGAUAAUUCAGAAUUGAGCAAAAUGGAGAAUGGCAAAAAAAUCAGCAACAUCCAAACUAUACCAUCAAUUGUACAAGAACUCAAAGAUUUGAGAUGCUGUGAUGGUGAUAGUGUUGCUUUAGAAUGCAAACUUGGAGGAAAUCCACCUUUUGAUGUAAGGUGGGAAAAAGAAGGCAAAUUAAUUCAUUUAGGAGAAGAUUUUAACGCUGAAUUUGACGGCGAAACUGCCACUUUGUCUAUCAAACAAGUCUAUCCCGAGGAUGAAGGCGAAUAUACUUGCGUGGCGUACAACGACUUGGGGAAAGUCUUCACUUCUGCUUGUCUAUUAGUGGACUUGCCUGAAGAAAAGGAAAAUCUUCUCAAACAACAACUAAGACAACCCUCAAACUUAACCGUCAAUUCUACGACCGCUAGAGCUUCACGAAGUGUUUCUCCACUUCCUCGUUCCCUUGCCUACCCCCCUGUAACCAGUCGAGGGUAUCGCAUCAGAGCUGCGCCCCCAAAAUUCUACGCAAUUCCCCACAAUCGUGUAGCUGAAGAGGGCGAAACUGUCCGAUUCCAGUGUGCCGUAGCCGGCCACCCCGACCCUUGGGUAACCUGGUCAAAAGACGGUUCUCCCCUCUCUUCAUCUUCGAGGAUCACUAUAACGGAAGUAGACGAUUUGAGGAUUUUAGAAAUUCGGGAAAUCACUCCACACGAUUCCGGCAUGUACAAAGUUGUCUUGGAGAACGACGUUGGAAGGAUUGAAGCUUCAGCAAGACUGGAAGUAAUUUCGCAUCGUUUUGCUUCUGCCAGAGGCCUUCGAGCUCGAAGUCUGUCACCUAAACCCCACGAUUCGUACGGAAGGGGUUUUGGGGGUAGUUCAGUGAGGUAUGGGAGUACUGCUCGACUUUUCUACGACAUUCGUUCAGUACCUACGCCUUUCUUGAAAUGGUACAAAGAUGGGGUGCCUAUUGCGGAUUCGGCCAAGUUUGAAGUUUACCAUGAUAAGGGGGUUGCCUGUUUGGUUGUCAAAGAAGCGACGUUUGGGGAUCAAGGGUCGUAUAAGUGUGUUGCGACAAAUGGUGAAAAUUCAGUGGAAUCUAUUGUCGAGUUGAAGAUAAUGAAAGAAGAACUGGCGCCAAGGAUUACUAAUCCGCUGCUAAAGUCGCUCAAUGUUACCGAAGGAAAUCCGGUGACGUUGCGAUUAGAGGUUACCGGAAGACAGCCGUUUGAUGUUGUUUGGAUGAAGGACGGAUGUGUGUUACCGGAUUGCGCCCAAUUCCGCCAAAGUUGUGAAGACGAGUUUGUUGUCUUAGCAGUGAACGAUGCGAAAUCACAAGACUCGGGCUGCUACACAUGUGAAGUCUAUAAUUUGUUUGGAGAAGCAUCUGCGAAAUGUCAGCUGGUCGUUCAUGAAAAGUGCGGUAAAUCGUUCGACUUUGUAAAGUUCCCAUCGCCGGUGAUCACAACGUCAGGAAAAACUGUCAGUUUUUGUGUCAAAGUGAAGAAUGCGGACGCAGACAAGCCGAAAAUCUCAUGGGAAGUUGCCGGAGUUCCUGUAACUGUAGGCAGCAGAUUCCAGGUAGAGGAAGAUGGUGACGUCGACAUUCUCCACAUUACCGGAGUGACACAUCUCGAUGUUGGUGAGGUAAAGUGCACGGCUACGAAGCAGUCGAAGUCGGCGACUAGCGCAGAAGCCAUCACUUGUAGCACUCAACUGACAGUCGUGCCGGACUUGGAUAGCUUCGUUGUGCUUGAGGGUAGCAGUGCUAGUGCAGCCUCCAUGGAGGCGUUGAACGGAGUGUCUUCGGGAGUUAAGAGUGAUGUGAUGGUGGUGUCUAAAAUCGACGAACCUGCGAUGCUCCUGAGGAAGCCUCAAGACACCACAGCACUAGUAGGUGAUAGGGUGCUGCUCAAGGCCACUUAUAUGGGUCAUCCGGAACCUACGGUCCGAUGGACGAAAGCGGGUAAAGAAUUAAAGAAUGAUGAACGGACCAGUAUCACAUCUGGCGACGGCGUUUCUUGUCUGUUGCUGCAAAACAUCACCACUGACGACAGCGGAAAAUACGACGUUUCCGUGGAAAAUCGUUUCGGGGCCGAUUCAAAUUACGCAUCUGUUUCAGUUGAAGGACCCCCGGACCCUCCAAGCGGAAAGCCAUGCGUCUCCGCUAUCAUGGACAGCAUCACCGUAGCGUGGAGCAGCUCACCUUACGACGGAGGAAAAAUAGUCACCGGUUUCGCCGUCGAAUAUUCCCUCGCCGGCAGCGAUGUUUGGUCAACGGCGACUGAAAAUUGUUACUCUUUGAGAUAUACAAUCAAAGGACUUCAACUCGGGGCCCGAUACUUGUUUCGAGUACGUGCACAAAACGUUCACGGUUACAGCAAACCUAGUCAAGAGUCUGAUCCCUUACUUUUAGAAGAAAAAAGUAAUAAUCUAAUAAGUUUUACACGAAUUUCUUACAAAUUAUUUUUAGCUGAUUCGGGCUUCGAACCUCGAAUUGUCACUCUAGAACCUGGGCCGGAAUUCAAAUCGCGAUUUGAAGUUUUAGAAGAGUUGGGAAAAGGGCGAUUUGGCGUCGUCCACAAAGUUAUGGAUAAAACGAGUUUACAAAAGCUCGCCGCUAAAUUUAUUAAGUGUAGGACCUCCAAAGAUAGAGAUAAGGUGCAGGAAGAGAUCGAUAUUAUGAAUCUUUUAAGGCACCAAAAACUUUUACAACUCGCUGCAGCGUUUGAUAAUCCCAAAGAAAUGAUCAUGGUGACGGAAUAUAUCUCUGGCGGAGAAUUAUUCGAACGUGUGGUCGCCGAUGAUUUCACUUUGACUGAAAAAGACUGUAUCCUCUUCAUGCGCCAAAUAUGCGAAGGCGUGGCUUAUAUGCAUAGUCAAAACAUAGUUCAUUUAGAUCUAAAACCGGAAAACAUCAUGUGUCACACACGAACUUCGCACGAAAUCAAAAUCAUCGAUUUUGGUCUUGCCCAAAAACUCAAUCCUGACAAACCAAUUCGAGUACUUUUCGGUACUCCGGAAUUUAUUCCACCCGAAAUAAUAAAUUACGAGCCUAUCGGAGUCGAGUCUGAUAUGUGGUCUUUGGGUGUCAUCUGUUACGUAUUAUUAUCCGGUCUUUCACCAUUUAUGGGAGACAAUGACGCUGAAACUUUCGCCAACAUCACCAGAGCAGAUUACGACUUUGAAGACGAGGCUUUUAACACAGUCUCGCAGAAUGCUAGAGAUUUUAUCGCCGCGCUUUUGCUCAAAAGAAGAGAAGAUAGGUUAUCGGCCGAACAGUGUCUAAAACACAUUUGGUUGGACCCAGAAAGCCAUAAAAAUACCGUUGUGCUCUCCACUGAUAAACUCAAGAAAUUUAUAAUAAGACGCAAGUGGCAGAAAACCGGAAACGCAAUCCGCGCAUUAGGACGAAUGGCGACUCUUUCAGCAAGUAGACGUAAUUCAGCAAAUUCAACUCCUAGUACUCCUCGACCAUCGAUAACCGGUUUAAAAAUGUCCAGUCUUAACGAAGAAAACACAAACGGUGUUUCUCCAUUUGAAAAUGAGAUUAAAUCCUUACCUGAAGAAGUCUUAUGUAACAAUAAUGUGGACUCAUUUAAAGAAAACGGGUUUGAAGAAAUGGAAAAUAAAAAAGUAAUACGUACUAGAGCUCACAGUGAACGUAGCGAUAGUGGAGUGAGUGACUGUUCCUCUCAUUUGACAAGUAGUUCUUGCACAUCUACUCCUCUUUUGGGAAAGAAAUUUCCUAUCAAUGAAGAACCGGAACCACAACGUAAAAUUUCAGACAAUGAAACGUCACCGAAAUUCGUUUCUAACACUUCUAUAAUUUUGAGUCCUGCUUGUCGUAUUAAGCCAAUUGAGAAAAUUGACGAAAUCAAAAGACCCGAUGUGUUAAAACUGGAAAGUAAAAUUGAUACACUAACCAAAAAAGUGACUUCAAAAUCUAAAUCACCAAGUUCGACAGGUAGCCUAAAACGGUUGCCCAUCUAUUCAUCUCGAUCCGUGGCCAAAACCAUCAAGAAAUUUGACAAAAUCGACACACUCCCAAAACCUGUAGAUAGUAGUAAUAAUAAAUUAGAGCAAGCUAAACCCAGUAAAACAGAAAAAAAUGACGCCAUCAAUCUGCUCGAAGUUAAUAACAAGCUAAAUAAAACUGCUUCGUCUCCAGUGCAACACAAAAAAUUGUUAAGUAUUUCUAAAACUCCCAAAGCUAUAGAUGAUAGAAACGAUAAAAUAUCUUCUAAGUCAACUGUUGAAAAAAUAGUUCAGAAAAUAUCGUCUCCUAACGAAACUAAUAACUUGAAACCUCCGAGUGUAAAAUAUAAGUGUCCUUCGCCGUCUCUUUUGAGGAAAACUCAAGCGGUUUUAGCCAAAGAGCAGUCAAACGAAUAUUACAUGUCCAAGCAUAAUAAUUCGAACCAAUUGAAUGAUCAAAUUUCAAAAACUUGUCCAAAAUCGCCGGCCGUAAAUCGAAAAGACAAACCAAAAAGCGCAAGUUUUCAGAAAGCUGCUGCUUUCUGGAAUUCGCCAAAAAGUUAACUGACGCGUAUUAGUACCUAUGUUUAAUGUAUAUAAUUUUAUCUUCUGUGUAAUUAGUGCUUUAAGAUGUAUAAAUAUUUAGAGGUAGGUCUACUCUCUUGUUCUAACGUUUUGUGUUUUCAAAGAGCUGUUGUAUCCUCCAAUUAUGUACCUAUAUUAAUGUAACAAUGACUAAAAUAAAUUAUAUUUAUUACUGUUUA
Messenger RNA from Tribolium madens (black flour beetle), 35528 nucleotides. Its product is annotated as titin-like. Lineage: Eukaryota; Metazoa; Arthropoda; Insecta; Coleoptera; Tenebrionidae. The transcript has 31 exons. Gene Ontology annotation, biological process: protein phosphorylation. Gene Ontology annotation, molecular function: protein binding; protein kinase activity; ATP binding. The record is from RefSeq and is a predicted model, not a curated record. Bases 16 to 35328 code for a protein of 11770 amino acids.